Cavia porcellus (domestic guinea pig) is the source of this 7261-nucleotide messenger RNA. RefSeq names its product leucine-rich repeat-containing protein 37A3-like. Gene Ontology annotation, molecular function: protein binding. NCBI's taxonomy places the organism in Eukaryota, Metazoa, Chordata, Mammalia, Rodentia, Caviidae. The transcript is spliced from 14 exons. Bases 679 to 7197 code for a protein of 2172 amino acids. The record is from RefSeq and is a predicted model, not a curated record.
UUUCUCUCAGAUCCAAUUGCUCACCUCCAAAAGCCCUCCUGCAAGCACUAGGCAUCAUCACAGAGUAUAUGCAGCCCCAGCCUCAGAGGGAAAUGAAUCACCAAACAUGGAACUGGAUAGAGGAUAGAGCAAAUGACAACACUGUGGAAUAAACCACAUUGUGUAUUCUCCUGUCUGCUGCCCUAACUAGUCCUCAUUCUGGAGGUCAGCUGGAUUUCCUGGAAUCUGUAUCCCUAAAGGAGGAAGGAUUUCUUCUGGAUUGUGGCUCCUAAGUCGCUGGACUGGGUUACUACUUCUGAGUGCACAGAGGCCCAGCACUGUGACCUCCAUCAAGGGGCUGCUGAAGACACAGGGCUACCCAAGUCUGAGGCCCAAAUCCUGCCUCGAUAUGGGGAGGAGCCCUGCGGGACAUUGCUGUCACCUGCGGGACACUGCUGUCACCUCUGCUGGAGGCAGGAAGUUGGGCCUGGCCAGUGUAGCAAAAGGCUCACUGAGGCCAUAGUAAGCCCAUCUGGGCCAGAACCUAAUUGUUUCUUAAACAAUGAUGUCACAAGCGGUGGGCCAGGGCAGAAUGUAUAUAGUUGCCAAGGCACUGGCAGUAAGUGGCCAGCAAAAACAUUUCAGCAAGCGUCUUGCUGGAAGCAACUGGCCUAGGUCUUGUUGACCAAGCCUUAUCGUAUGAUGUUUAUAUUGCGCUUUGGGGCACCAAGGUUCAUGUUUUGGCCACAGUUGUGGCUACUGGUCCUGGUAGCCCCACAUCCCGAGUGGGCUCAAUUCCCAGCCCAGAUGGACCCUGAGCUCUUUGAGCAUAACUCUUUGUUUUUUCCUUACAAGCCUCUUCCCUCGGCUCAACCACUCCACACCUUUACUACUCGAGCAGAGCCAGGGGAAAUGGAUUACCCAGGAACCUCUGCACCCGAGAGGAUUUUACUUACACCUGAGGAAUCAACUGGAGAGUCACUGCCGGAUCCAGAUAAGUUUGCUGUUCCACAUCAGGGUCUGCAUGACAAGCUGGUUGGGCCACAGAGGCUCCCAGAGGUGGAUUCAAUGGUAGAUGGGCAUGAGAAUGAACACCUAGCUCUGCCUUCUCAAGUCAGAAGAAAGGAGGAGAUUUCUGCUUCAGAGCAGGCUGCAGACCACCAGUCACAUGUAUUGCGUCUACUACUAGGAAGCAAGAGUUCAACACCAUCAAAGUUUGUUUCACUCCUGAAACUGAAGGAUAUAGCUCAGCACUGGCAACUUCCUAAGGAGGCUUUUGGAGCUGCUCAUCAAUCAGAAUACCCUCAGCUUCAGAAACAAACUGUGGAUCUCAGUAUGGGUAAAGCUGAACAUGACAGCCUACACCUGGGAGAUCUUCAGAAGCCAACUGAGCCUCCACAGCCCUGUGAGCACAAGGAAACAUCCCACUACCAGCUGGAGACCCAGACUAAACAUCUAGAGGCUCCCCAAAUCCAGUCCUCUCUACCUGAGGGAGAAGGCCCUUAUCAAGACUCACAGCCGGCUGAAGAGACUGUACCUUCCUUUAUCCAUCAGGAGGCCCUAGGCCAACAAAAGUUUUUUACCAAGGCAGGUUUAGGUAAGCUGUCAGAGAAUGAAAAGGUCAGUGUUCCAUCCCUAAGGAGCAGUGCAACUCAUCUCCCGCCUUUGCCAAAUUCCAUCCUGAGAUCUGGGGAGAUACCCAAGGAACAAUCUCCAGUACUACAGUCAGCCUCUGCUAAGACACAAGGGCCAACAGUGAAUGAGCUGCCAGUUCCAAUGCCUGGUCAGUAUCCAACUCAGCAUCCGACAUUAACACCUGUCACAAUCCCACCACUAGACAUGUUGCUUAGCACAAGUGAUGAACACACUACAGAGCCUGCACAUUCUGUGGCCCUGCAGAAGGUUACAUUUUAUCCUCGGAAAAAUCUGGACGUGUCAUUUUCACAUCAAGGGGAGGUACGGGCUCAGCAACAAAUCCUUCCUCCUAUCAUCAUUGAGGCUCUGAACCUGGAGCACUCCACAACUCCUCUCCAUACUUCAGAGGUUCAACUCCACCCAUAUUUGCAGACCUCAAUUCAGCUUCCAGAGCCAUCUAUGGAGGCUGAAGCACAAUAUACACUGCAACGUGGAAUGAAAACUCCAACAUCCCUGAGGGAACUUGCAACAUCACCCAGUGUCACGGAACAACCUAUGGACACGGGCCCUAUCCAAAAUCCUAAAGCCACUACCGAGGCUGAACCUUCUGUGGCCCUGAAGGAGGUUACACCUUCUCCUCUGCAGCAUCCUGUGGUGACACUUGCACAGCUAGAGGAGGGGGAGGUUCGGCAACCAAUCCUGACUCCUGGCAUCUCUCAGGCUUUGAAGGGAGAACAGACCAGAACUUCCCCAUCUGCUUCAGCGGUGCCUCUUUCCCCAGCUUUUCCAGAGACCACAUCUUAUCCAGAGCCAUUGAUGGAGGCUUUGGGUCAGCGUAGAGAAUCAUCUCACAGAACAAACCAAAAACCACCGGCUCAAGGUCCAGCUCAGCCUCCACCAUUGACCAGUGGCAUGAUACAACCACUGGACGUGGGCAAUAUCGUACAUCCUGACCUUACUGUAGAGGCUGGACAUUCUGUGGACUUGCAGAAGGCAGCUUCUUCUCCUCAGAAGCAUCCUGAGGUGACCCUUGCACAUCCAGACCAGGUGCACACACAGUACCCCAUCCUCACUCCCAGCACACUUCAAUUUUUGGACAUGGAGCAUUCCAUCACCCCACCACCUGCUACAGGAACUCAAAUUCCUUCAGUGAUGCAGCAGAGCUCCUCCAAGCCUCUAGAGCCAUCUAUGAAGGCUGGAGAUAAAUACACAAUGGCUCCUGAAAUGACAACUCUGACAUCACAGGUUGAUAAAGUUAAGGCUCCAACAUUCCCCAGUGGCGUGGUACCACAAAUUUAUAUGGGUCCUACCAUGAGGCCAAAAGCCAUUACAGAGGCUGAACAUUCUGUGGCCCUACAGGAGGUUACAGUUUCUCCUCUGAGGCUUCCUGAUGUGGAAAUCAAACAUUCAAAGCAGGUGCAGGCUCCGGGGCCAACUCUACUUCCUAUCGUCUUUCAGCCUGAGAACCUGGAACAGACUGUGUUGCCUCUACCUACUACAGGGACUCAACUCACCCAGAAUUUUUGGGGAAUCCCUUCUCAGCCUCCAGAGCCUUCCUUGAAGGCUGUAGAUCAAAAUAUGGUAUCACCUGCUAAAACAAAUCAAAUAUCACUGGGUCAGAGUCCAGCUCAGCCUCCACCAUUGACCAGUGGCAUUAUACAACCACCGGACAUGGUCCAUAUCACACAUCCUGACCUUACUGUAGAGGGUGGACAUUCUGUGGACUUGAAGAAGGCAGCUUCUUCUCCUCAGAAGCAUCCUGAGGUGACCCUUGCACAUCCAGACCAGGUGCACACACAGUACCCCAUCCUCACUCCCAGCACACUUCAAUUUUUGGACAUGGAGCAUUCCAUCACCCCACCACCUGCUACAGGAACUCAAAUUCCUUCAGUGAUGCAGCAGAGCUCCUCCAAGCCUCUAGAGCCAUCUAUGAAGGCUGGAGAUAAAUACACAAUGGCUCCUGAAAUGACAACUCUGACAUCACAGGUUGAUAAAGUUAAGGCUCCAACAUUCCCCAGUGGCGUGGUACCACAAAUUUAUAUGGGUCCUACCAUGAGGCCAAAAGCCAUUACAGAGGCUGAACAUUCUGUGGCCCUACAGGAGGUUACAGUUUCUCCUCUGAGGCUUCCUGAUGUGGAAAUCAAACAUUCAAAGCAGGUGCAGGCUCCGGGGCCAACUCUACUUCCUAUCGUCUUUCAGCCUGAGAACCUGGAACAGGCUGUGUUGCCUCUACCUACUACAGGGACUCAACUCACCCAGAAUUUUUGGGGAAUCCCUUCUCAGCCUCCAGAGCCAUCCUUGAAGGCUAUAGAUCAAAAUAUGGUAUCACCUGCUAAAGCAAAUCAAAUAUCACUGGGUCGGAGUCCAGCUCAGCCUCCACCAUUGACCAGUGGCAUGAUACAACCACUGGACAUGGUCCAUAUCACACAUCCUGACCUUACUGUAGAGGCUGGACAUUCUGUGGACUUGCAGAAGGCAGCUUCUUCUCCUCAGAAGCAUCCUGAGGUGAACCUUGCACAUCAAGGCCAGGUGCAUUCUCACCAUCAAAAUAUGGCUCCUGAGAUGGACACAGGUCGUUCCAUGACUCCACUACCUGCUAUGAGGACUAAAGCUUCCUCAGUGAUCCAGGAGAACCCCUCUCAGCCUCCAGAGGCAUCUAUGGAUGUUGUAGUUAAAAUUGCCAUACCACGUGAGAUGCCCAAUCCAACUUCACAAGGUCAGGAUCUAGCUCAGCCUCCAACAUCACCCAUUGGCACCAUCCAACCAUUGGGAGUAGUGCUUACCAAAAGUGCAGCACCCACUACAGAGGCUGAACAUUCUGUGGCCCUGCACAAGGCUUCUACUCCUGCUCUGAAGCAGCAUGGGUUGACAUCUUCACAUCCACACCUGACUCCCAUCACGGAUCAACCUUUGGAUGUGGAACAGAACACUAACCAUUAUUCUGCACAAAUGGUGCAGGAUGCCACCAGCACUAGCAACAUAUGUGAGCUCUGCACCUGUGACAAUGACACCCUGUCAUGUACGGGUCUCAACCCGAAGCAAAGGCUGCGCCAAGUACCCGUCGUAGAGGUCAACUCCUUCACAGUCUUGGAUUUCCAAGGAAACUCUAUUUAUAGUAUACAAAAAGGGGCAUGGAAAACCUACCGUUGGGCUGAGAAACUAAAUCUCAGUGAAAAUUACAUCACCGAACUACGUAAGGAUUCCUUUGAAGGCCUGCUAAACCUCCAGUAUUUAGAUUUAUCCUGCAAUAAAAUACAGUUUAUUGAAAGAGAAACAUUUGAAGCACUACCCUUUUUGAAGUUCUUAAAUCUUCGUUGCAAUUUACUCACAAAAGUGAGCUUUGGAACAUUUCAAGCAUGGCAUGGGAUGCAGUUUUUACACCAAGUAAUUCUCAAUAAUAAUCCUCUGACAACUAUCGAAGAUCCAUCACUUUUUACAUUAAAAGCAUUAAAUUAUCUGGACUUGGGACAGACGCAUGUGUCACUCACAGUACUGGAGAACAUCCUCACGAAGUCUCGUGAAUUGGAAAGACUGAUCUUACCAAGCAACAUGGUCUGCUGCCUCUGCCAGUUUAAAAAUGAUAUUGAAGUUGUCGACAAGACAGUCAAGCUGCACUGUGAUAGCACAUGUCUGACCAAUGCCAAGCAGUGUUUGGGAGACACAUCCAUAGGGAUCCCCCAAGGAUCCUUCAUGAAAGUGUUACAAGCCCGGAAGGGGAUCACCAGCACCCAGCUGAAUAUUGAAUCUGAGAAGUCAUCGUCAGAGGAAAGUGUGACCAACCCAGUGGGCUUUACAAAAGAGCAGCUCGAUAUGAAUGAUGAAAGUGACAUCAUCAGUGCACUAAACUACAUACUGUCUCACUCUGGCAAGGGAAAUCUGGAAGCUGUAGAGGCAAGAGUAUUACCAUUCAUUCAGGUGCUUUUUUCAAAGAUACAGGAGAGAGCUAAUCCCCUAGGUGACUUGAAAAAUCAUAUAAGAAACUCUUUUCAACCUGUACAAAAGUAUUCAACAUUACAAAAUCAACUGAAGAAGCUGUAUCUUCUUCAAAAAUUGUUUGACAUACGGGGAAAAAUAGAUACGGGGAAAAAGAAAGAGAAAACUGGCAUGCUUGUGCAGUCUAGCCUUUUUGGUCCCCAAAUGAGACACCAAAUCUCUCCCCCAAAAUUGGAAAAUGCUGAAGCACCAGAAAAUAUCUUGGCAGCAGUUGGGCAUGGAAUGAAAACACUUCAGAGAGUAAAGAGAGGAAGUGAAGGGAACACAAGAAAAGUGGCUUCUUCUUUACAAAGCAGUGUUCUUAUUUUAGAGCAUGCAAGCUACAGAGUUAAAAACAAUGUGGGCAAUAAGCCAAUCUUACAUUCUGGAAAUGCGUACCCCUUUCACGAAAUUCACUCUCGCAUGGCCCACAGAACACAUGAGAUCAAGCUCGGUGAAAGCCUGAGAAAGGAAAGCACACUACUGCUUGCAAAGAGGCCUCCAUUCCCAGCAGUGAGGAAUCUCGCCAGCCCCCCUGCCCAACAGGUGCUCUCACCUUCAAGAGACCUGAGUAGUCAGGAGAAUCCUGUGUCAGAAUUAUAUGUGCCUUUAGAGCCUUCAGUGGAAAGCACACCUGUAGAAAAACGUGAAAAAGAAGAUGGUUUGCAAGGAGUGAAUUUUCUAGCAAAACUUAGUGUGCUAGGUAAAACUAUGUCUAAAAAACCAACUCAGAAGGAUCCUCUGGCCAGAGACUGGGCUGCGACUACAUCGGACCCCACAUCAGCUGAGAGGCAGGCCAGGGAGGCACAAUGGCAACACCCCAACAUGGGGACUGACUCACCCCCCAGGGACUUCAUCUCCACACUGCUGUCGGCCCCAGGUGAUCCAUCAGAAAUCUACCUAAACCAGCAGCUGGGGUCCCUCAUCCCCAACAAUGACAUCAGAAGGCUGAUUUCUCAGGUCAUCUGGAACUUAAAAAUGGACUGCUCUGAGGCCCACAUGCAGCAGGCCUGUGUCAAGCUCAUCUCUAAGACGGGACUCCUGAUGAAGCUGCUCAGUGAGCAGCAAAAAGUCCAGGUGUUCAAGGCCACGUGGGAUACAGAGGAUCAGAAAAGUGAGGACACCACCAGAGAGAACACAGCAGAGGAGAGUGACCAGAAGGACCAGAAGUCAAGAGAGCUUAAAAAGGUUCCACAACGUUACUAUUACAAGCUGAUCUUGCCAUUAUCUUUGAUGGGCGGAAUGAUGACUUUGACGAUAAUUCUCUGCCUACUUCAGAUGCGUUGUUAUAGAAGAGCUUUAGCAGAUGCUGAAAAGGCCAUAAGCCGCUUUCCUCCAGAGUGGCCUGAACGCGUCAACACCGCAGAGCACGUGCAUGAGAGGUCUAUCGCUAGGGUCUUUAUGCCAUUUUGGAUAAGGGAACUAUACGGCCCCACCAGUGUCUGCCAAAUGAGAAAAGCGGCAGCCAAACUACGUGAUGAAUCCUCUGAUGAGGAUAAGAUUGUCACAAAGCAUGAAGUGAAGCUCUGUGAAGUCGUCAUAGAAGGAGGGCCCACCGAGUCGACCCUUGAUGAAGACACCACGGAGCUGGAAGAAGUCGUCGUUGAAUAAGCCCUUCCUGCUUCAGGAGGGAUCUUAGCUACUUAUUAAAAACUACUUAACACUUUGUAAAGUC